AUGCCCUCCACGAAGCGCCUUCUCUCUGACUCCGAACCGCAUACCGAGCAUGCGCCCUCCCAGGCGAAAAAGCCUCGCGUGUCGAGCGAAGUGGCGGAGCACAUUGUCGAUCAAGCGAAGCAGGGACACGCGAAGCGCACUAGCACUAAGGACCGCAAUGCUUUAGCGGAAAUUACCAAUGAGGGCGCGACUGUCAAAGGCACGCCAGCUGAAUCUGAGCCACCACGACCUAACGCCGUUGCCGUGCCUGAACAGGCAGCAAAAGGACCUAAUGACAAGUCUGAGCCUGCACCUCAGAAGGAGACUCGCCAAGAGAGCUUUGAGCAAAGGCACCUCCGGAUGGCCUGGGAAACGAACGGGGUGGUUCUAGACUGCACUAUGGGCAUGGAUGGACCACUCCGUUCGUUGCGGGGUAUUCGUUCUGUCGAAGCAGCCCAGCAGGUCGUCAAGGCGGGUCUCCACUCUGCCCAGUCUUCGGAGUGGCCUCGCUUGGACAAAGCUCAGAUUCUGAAUUGCCUUGUCCUCACCAUCCAUCAGGAUCCCGUUACUUCGCUCUUUAGGGAAGAGUUUGUGGGCUGGGUCGUCCCCCGCAAGGGCGCCCGUGGCACGAGAGGUGCCACAUUGGACGUGACACCUCUGGAUAAAAGAGCUAUGAUGGGAGCGCGCUGGAAAGCUUACGUCGAGCGCGAUCGAUUGUAA
Dacryopinax primogenitus is the source of this 699-nucleotide messenger RNA. RefSeq lists its product as uncharacterized. Lineage: Eukaryota; Fungi; Basidiomycota; Dacrymycetes; Dacrymycetales; Dacrymycetaceae. Bases 1 to 699 code for a protein of 232 amino acids. The record is from RefSeq and is a predicted model, not a curated record. The transcript is spliced from 7 exons.